AAGAAACUUACGUGUGAACCCGAAUUUAAUUCUAGAAACUCACGUGGGAAUUAUCGCAUAAAUUUUGUGACUAAGUAACGACCGUCAAAUAUUUCCCUCACAUUAUAAGAAGCACCCUUCCCCCAACAUACUCCUCGUCUCCCCAUUAAAGAAAACCUUCAGGCUUCGUCUCGUCUCACUCUUUCUCUUUCUAUACGUAUGUGCUUACAGUUAUAUAAUAAUAUACAUAGAACAGCUUGACGAUAAACAAAAUGGCGGAUGGUGAAGAGGAGCUCUGCAUUUGCCCGAGUUUCAACAGCUAUACGGCAGAUAGGAUUGCAGAAAUUGCUAGCAACGUCUCAGGACUUAACACAACCGAUACUGAAAACGAUGAGAAUGAUGAAUUUGAGUUUGCUUUGGAAGCUGAAAACCAAAGGUUUUUGGCUGAGGAAUUCAUCUAUGACGGCCAAAUCAAGCAAGUGUUUCCCGUAUUUAACCGCAAUCUUUUGGUAAGUGAUGACGAUUUUGAUAAAGGUUUGUCUGGUGAAGGAGUGGAGAGUAUUAGAAUUCCUUUGAAGAAGAAUUUUAUGGAGAAGUGCAAGAAUGAUUAUCCUUCAUCAUCCUCAUCGGAAGCCGAUGAGUUGGAGACUAUACCUCCGGGAACUUACUGCGUAUGGAGGCCUGAAUUCUCUAAGUCAUCGCCGAGUCAAUGUAAAAAGAGCAAGUCCACCGGAUCAGGGUCGAAGCGGUGGAAGUUCCGAGAUUUGGUCCGCCGAUGCAACAGCGAGGGCAAGGACUCUUUCAUCCUUUUAACACCGAAACACAAAGAAGAAAAACCAAAAGAAACUGUAAAUUCAAAAAAAUCAACAGCGAAGCGAGUCGUCUCCGGCGAGAAAUCGGCGGCGAAUUCACUUCAUGAAGCAUUUUAUGUACGUAACAGAGCAAUAAAGGAAAGUGAUAAGAGAAAAUCGUAUUUACCGUACAGGCAAGACCUGGUAGGAUUUUUCCCUAACGCAAAUGGAUUGGGCAGGAGGAGUUUUCCAGCUUUCUGGAAUAUGCAUUGUUUUCGCAAUGUCCGCCGAUGCAACAGCGAGGGCAAGGACUCUUUCAUCCUUUUAACACCGAAACACAAAGAAGAAAAACCAAAAGAAAAUGUAAAUUCAAAAAAAUCAAAAGCGAAGCGAGUCGUCUCCGGCGAGAAAUCGGCGGCUAAUUCACUUCAUGAAGCAUUUUAUGUACGUAACAGAGCAAUAAAGGAAAGUGAUAAGAGAAAAUCGUUUUUACCGUACAGGCAAGACCUGGUAGGAUUUUUCCCUAACGCGAAUGGAUUGGGCAGGAGGAGUUUUCCAGCUUUCUGGAAUAUGCAUUGUUCUCGUAAUGUUCAUUAUUUUCUUCAUUAUGCAAAAUCAAAUGUCUAUUUACGGGAGAAAUGUACCAGCCUUUAA
Molecule: messenger RNA, 1424 nt
Organism: Olea europaea var. sylvestris
Lineage: Eukaryota; Viridiplantae; Streptophyta; Magnoliopsida; Lamiales; Oleaceae
Exons: 2
Coding region: 252-1424 (390 amino acids)
Source: RefSeq, a predicted model, not a curated record